AGGUCUGCCACUAACCGAGAACGGCCGCUACUUGCGAUUCGUUGAACAACGGAACCCCGGAUACUCAGCCUUCGAAACGGGGCUGGCGACUCAUCUACUUUUGGCCCAUGUGCUCUUUAGUCUUUACUCGGGUUACUCGGUUCGGAUUCUGGACCUGAUGCAGACUUUUACUUGCAAUACGGAUACGUGCAGAUGGAAGCUCCUGAAAUCUGAUGAAGCCUUGACAAUCAACAUACCGACUGUUCUAAUUGGUACACCCGCAGCACUCCUGUCCCGUGUCGCACAGACUUGCCCACGACGGCGUGGUGGCUGAUCAGCGUCUAAUUGAACUUGGCGUGCCUCUGAGAAACAGUGGUGCCUGUUUACUCAAAUGCAUAUAUCGGGCACAGCCUUGCGAUAGGAUGUGCCUGCAUCAGCCGUGCUCCACUAGGUAGCGUUGAUGCCAAAGAUAUCGCCAAACCAUGGUCUAUCACGGGCCUAGCAGUGGUUGCAAGGCAUGCAGGACUCGUCGAGUCAAGUGCGAUCAGACGAAACCGGCUUGCAGCAACUGCAUCCGGCGCCGUCAGACUUGUCCAGGCUAUGGUGACAUCUUCGAUGGCGCUCACCGGAAUCAGAACAACGUUGUGGCUCGAAGAGCCGAAAAGCACAAUGCUGUCCUGAAAACCACUUCGAGCAGCGUCAGUCCUGGCAGUGAUAAUACUCAAGAGUCCCCUAUUUCCAACCCGACAAGCCCGAAUCCGAGCACUACUCACACCAAGAGCUUAAAACGAACUCCCCUUCAUUGGAUCAUAUAUUCCGCUAAUGCGGGCGCUCCUGCCUCAAAACGAAACGGACCAAAUCGACAGGAGCGAGACGUGUCGAGAACAGCACGCAUACGACCGACUCCUGGCCAGCUUGGACUCAGUAUCCCGCAUGCACUGAAGCAGGACCCGGAAGAAGCAUCAAUAUGCUUCUUCUUCCGCCAUUAUGCAGGGAUCGUGCGGCACAACUCAGAAGUUCGCAAUGGCUUCGCCACGCAUUGGCAGCCACUCUACCAACACUCGUCGCUCAAUUCGCCCCUGAGAGCUGCCACCACUGCAUUCACCUUCAACAUCACCAUGAUGUGGUGUUUCCAAGGCUGCGACACUCGUCCAGCACGGGACCUACUGACAAACGCAAUCUCGGCGACGCGCAAAGCUAUCGAAAACCCUUCCUCGGAUGAAAUGGACGAGCUCCUGAUGACUGUUCUCAUCUUCGACCUUUACGACUCCCUUACACAACACUACGUCCCCAAGCCUGUAAGGCCUGGGACGCACAAAGCCGGCGCUUUGGCCCUGGCCAGAUUGAGAGGAUCUGCGAACUAUGACACAAUACUCAGUCGCAGUCUCACGCACGCCACGCGCCAUGCUCUCUUGUCCCGCGCCCUGGCCACACGAACGGGUCUUCCUCCAGGCGCAGUGGAGAUCUUUGACGACCCUUUCACGCCGGAGAGCCCGGUGACACAGCUCGACCUAAUCACUUUAGGGGUUGCAGAUCUGCAAAGCCGUCUCUGGCAUUUGCGGCGAGAGAAGUGUCGGCCAAAGAGCUCUCAAGAACGUCAAGCUUUCUACGCAGGUAUCAUCGCGGAGGCUGUCAAGACGGACGACGCGCUGGCCAAGUGGAAACAGGCACUACCAGAUACGGGUUGGACACCUCACCAUGUCCACCGGGACGAUGUCGCUCCCUCGAUCAGAGCCGCUGGCUUCUACGGCACCUACUGCGUCGUGUGGUCAGACAUGCAGUACGCUGAGAUGACGAACCUUUACCACCAACGUCGUCUAGUCAAUCUGCAGAUCAUCAGGCAGGCGCUUGCGGACGAGCCUGGACUUUUGUCUUUGUCCCAAUAUCAAGACAUCCUGUUCACCACCACCAACACCACGGUCCAGUCCAUUGUGGACGCCAUCUGCGCCAACAUCCCGUUCCACCUGGGCGAUACUGUCACGCCCAGAAAUCCUGUAUACUGCGACGAGAUCCAGUUCCCCACCAAAGUCCUACAAACCCCAGAAACAGGCGAGACUAUCAUCAUCCCUUCGCCGACAUCAGACCACAAGCCCCGCGCUGCCGCGGGUGGAGGUUGGGCAAUCUUCCCCUGUAUGGUCGAGGUUUAUAGACUGGCCGGCCCAGAAGACGAUGCGGUGCCCAUCAUGUUGCGAGAAGGUCAAUUCGAGUGGAUUGAGGCCCAGAUCAAACGAUUGCAGACCAUUUUUCUGUACUGCGAUCCGGUCUGGUUCAAACGACUACCACCACCACCAUCCUCCACCACGGAAUCAUCUACAGUACCAACAUAGAAGCAGACCAGCAAGUUAGGUUGACACAUACUGUGCCUUGGAUAUGAUCGAGGUUGCUCCAGAAUGAAAAUGCCAGCAGCCAUUCCCACUCCAGUGGGCCUCGUACCUAGAGCCCCCAAAGCAACAGGCAACACAAAUGCCCUUGGGGGCCACCAAGACUCCAUGAAUAUAUGGGUUAAAGGCCUGCAGCGGUCGGGCUACGAGCCUACGUCCCGCAGCAGACGCGGCAACGCCAACACAUACAUAGCUGAAGCUCACUUCCACUGAGCAUGAUCGUCGUAGAGCACCAA
Messenger RNA from Exophiala viscosa, 2596 nucleotides. RefSeq lists its product as uncharacterized. The transcript is spliced from 3 exons. Gene Ontology annotation, molecular function: zinc ion binding; DNA-binding transcription factor activity, RNA polymerase II-specific. The record is from RefSeq and is a predicted model, not a curated record. NCBI's taxonomy places the organism in Eukaryota, Fungi, Ascomycota, Eurotiomycetes, Chaetothyriales, Herpotrichiellaceae. Bases 462 to 2306 code for a protein of 614 amino acids. Gene Ontology annotation, biological process: regulation of DNA-templated transcription.